CAUACACGUGCGUUAGAAAGGGGCCUCGCGGGCCUCCGUAGGAAACGUCAGGUUUGUUGACUUUUUUCCCCCCAGCCAGCUGACCUAGCAACGCAGCGGCCACAAUGACAGCAUUAACUUCCCCAGUAGUCAGUGACAUCACCUUGUUUUUGUCAAAUUUUAAAGUAAAAGAACCUCUUGACUCGUUAUUUAUUUGACUGACUCUAUAGGGCUUGCCAGUUAGCUUUAGCCUGUUAGCUUCUGCUUUGACGCCUAACCGGAAGCAGAUCAAAACAAACAAACAUGGAGGGCGUUCUGUACAAGUGGACCAACUACAUGACAGGCUGGCAGCCGCGCUGGUUCGUCCUGGACGAUGGCGUGCUCUCCUACUACGACAGCGAGGACGACGUCGGCAAAGGCAGCAAAGGAUCCAUCAAGAUGGCCGUGUGCGAAAUCAAAGUCCACCCGACGGACGCCGCCCGUCUGGAGCUGAUCAUUCCCGGCGAGCAGCACUUUUACCUGCGAGCGGUGAACGCGGCGGAGAGGCAGCGGUGGCUGCUGGCGCUGGGCUCAUCCAAAGCGGGGACGCCGGACGCUCACAGACACGGAGGUCCUGACUGUCUGAGGACCAAGAUGUCCGAGCUGCGUCUCUUCUGUGACCUCCUGGUCCAGCAGGUCCAAACCAUCCAGUCCCAGUCCACCACAGACCCUGAGGUCACAUCUGAGGCGUCCCUCCUCAGUGCCACCUGUGCCACCUUCAUCAGGACGCUGGAGGAGUGCAUCACCUUGGCGCGACACAGCGUGCCACCUGACCUGCAACCUCCUGAAAGGGUCCGCCUCUCUCGCUGCAACAGGUCCUUCAUUUCAGUACAAGGACUGUUGACUGUUGGAAUGUCUUCUAUCCAGAUGAGAAGGUCCGUCAGUCACCCGGGAAUGUCCACUGUGGACAGGUGGGGGGUCACCAAAGACGGCUCGAAAUCGAAGCAGCGGCGGCACCGGGCGAGCUCGGAUAGUUCCAUUUACAACGCCGAGCCAACGUAUAAAGGUUUGCUUCCGAGGCUCAGCAGCGACUCGUCCGCCAUCCCAGAGGAGCGAGGGAACGGCGUGAGUCUGAAGACCACGUCCACUGACACGGACACUGAGCUCUUCUUCUGAGAAAUGUAACUUUUGUGGAGUGAGAGGUUUGUCAAACGAGCACCUUUUAGACUUUUUUAUUAUUAACCUUGAAGACGCCUGCUGAGCCCCCCCCUUGCCCUUCCCUCACCAUGUAAACAAGUGCCGAACAUUUUGUAGUGAUGACUGUGAAUAUGCAGAAAACACGGCAGUUUGGGGGAACCAUGUGAAGUGUCCACCUUUUGGCUCCGCCCACACGGGAAGUGUAACCUCUUCUCUCUAGUCAGUGUUGGCGGAUGGACGUUUUUUUUGUGUUUUUUCUUGUGCAACUGUGACUAAAAGCAUCUUGGAGUGGGACUCAUAGAAGGUCUUUUUUUUAUUUUUAAACCUCAGCUUUAAAAGUCGCUUGCUUGUGGUGAAUUUUUAAAAGCACUUUUUUGGUGAUGAUGCUGCAUCUGUCGCCAUGGUUACCGACCCUCGUUCACCCUAACAGUGUUAAGCACUUUAAAGCACUUAAAAAUCAGUUCGGAACAAUGAAAUUAAUAACAUAAAGUUUAUUAUUAUUAUUAGAUCUUUGGCUGUUUUGUUUUUCCUGAACUUCUAAGGAAAAUCAACGGGAGUUCGAAAUGUUUGUCAUCACCAAAUUAAAAGAAAAUCUUACUAA
Nerophis ophidion (straightnose pipefish) is the source of this 1756-nucleotide messenger RNA. RefSeq names its product pleckstrin homology domain containing, family A (phosphoinositide binding specific) member 3 (gene plekha3). Gene Ontology annotation, cellular component: recycling endosome; trans-Golgi network; early endosome. NCBI's taxonomy places the organism in Eukaryota, Metazoa, Chordata, Actinopteri, Syngnathiformes, Syngnathidae. The record is from RefSeq and is a predicted model, not a curated record. Gene Ontology annotation, biological process: retrograde transport, endosome to Golgi; receptor recycling; endosome organization.